GUCCGUCGUUAGUGUUUGGAUUUGUCUAUGCGCCGCAAGAAAGUUUAGAUCACAAACCGGCUGUACAUGUGCUUUGCUUCUUAGGAUCAUUGUCUGCUCAUUUGUCAGCUUUCCAGAAUCCAAUGCCAUUUGUUCUUAGUUUGAAUCGAAAGACCUCUUCCUCUUUCACUCCCUGUCUUGUUAUGCUUGCCAGACUAAUAAUACAGCCCAAACACCCGCCCAGAUACCGGUUAUACAAAUCCGCUGCUCCCCUUUCAAUUUUCCAAAAGUUUGGAUAUCAAUGGCGUCCCAAGAAAACGACUUGAAGCUUUCUACGCUGGAGUUGGCAUGCUCGGAUUUGAAAUCCAUCCUUCAAGCAUCCAACAAAAUGGAAGAAAGCCUAGAAAAGAUGGAUAAUAGAUUUAUUAUUAUAGAUGAAAGUCUAUCAACAGCAUCAAAAAGAGUAGCUCCUUUGCAUUCUUUAGCCAUCACUGCAAAAGCUUUAGAAACCAGAAUUAACAGAGCUAUCUCUCCUGCUCUUGCUCUUCUCAAUACUUUUCAGCUCUCUGAGUCUCUGCAGAGCGAGAUUCUUGACGUUUACUCUAAAUUAUCCACCUCGGAAAAGCCAAAGAAACGGCGAAAGCUCUUGCUUAGAUACGUUGAUUGUGUGGAUAGGCUAAACGCAGCUAUAAACGCAAUUAGCCAAGAUGGGGAACCGGUGAUUCAGAAGCUACAAGAGGUAGUGGAGUUCUUGAGCAGGACUAAAGCAACGGAUCAGUAUAGGGCUCAUAGGUUGAGAGAGGCUCUGGUUACGCUUAAGGCUCUUUUUGAGACUGAGGUUGAUGCUAUGAAAUUUGAUGGAUUGCUUGAUCAGGCUUUGCUCAAUUUACAAGACCAGUAUGAAGGUAUGUUGCAGCAAUUAAAGCACCAAAAUAUUGGCGAGUCAAAUGGGGAAGAUGAAGCUGAUCGAAUAGCCAAUUCUGAUCUGGGUACGGAGCAGGAGAUUGAAGUUCUCAGUAGAAUUUCAGAAACUCUAGCUGCUAACGAUUGUUUGGAUAUAUGCAUUGAUAUCUUCGUCAAGGUAAGAUAUAGAAGAGCAGCAAAAGCGUUAAUGCGGCUGAACCCAGAUUAUUUGAGAAAAUACGCACCUGAAGAAAUAGACGAAAUGGAGUGGGAAAAUUUAGAGACAUCCAUAAGCCUUUGGAUCCAACACUUUCAACUUGCAGUUAAAUCAGUUUUUCAAUCUGAAAAGAAACUCAGCAACCAAAUUCUUGGAGGAGUGAUGGAGGGAGCUGUCUGGUUAGAAUGUUUUAUCAAGAUUGCAGACAAAAUCAUGGCAGUCUUUUUUCGAUUUGGAGAAGGCGUUGCAAGGAGCAGUAAAGAGCCCCAAAAGCUUUUCAAGCUUCUUGACAUGUUCGACUCUUUAGAAAAGCUUAAAACAGAAUUCUCAGAAAUCUUUGAAGGUGAAGCUGGAGCUGAUUUUUGUGCAAGAUUUAGAGAGCUAGAAAAACUUCUUGUUCACGCUUCAAGCAAAGUCUUUUGGGAGUUUGGCCUCAAAAUUGAAGGAAAUUCCGAUGGUUUACCUCCAGCAGAAGACGGUUCAGUCCCGAAACUUGUGAGAUAUGCCAUUAAUUAUCUCAAGUACUUGGCCACUGAAAAUUACAGUACAUCUAUGGCUAAAGUUCUUCGCACAGAACAUAUAUGGAAAGUUGGCAUCUUAUCAAAACCCGAAACGGAUGAAAAUUUGCUCAAAGAUGCCAUUAUCAAUAUCAUGGAAGCAAUUAAAAGAAACAUCGAGUCAAAAAGAUCGCGUUACCAAGACAAAAUUUUGCCUCACUUAUUUGCUAUGAACAUAUAUUGGUAUAUUUACAUGAGAACAAGAAACACGGAGCUUGGGAAGCUAUUAGGAGAGCAAUACAUGAAAAACAAGUAUAAAGUUGUUGCAGAGGAAUCAGCUUACAUGUAUCAAAAGCAAGCUUGGGGAGGUCUUGUAAGAUUACUGGAAAUAAAGGAAGAUAUAAAUAUACAGAACAGAAUUAUCAAUGAGAAUAUUGCAAAUUCUGUCAGAGGAAAAAUGGAGUCUUUCUUGAAGGGUUUUGAAGAGAUUGUACAAAGGCAUAAAGGGUCUAUUUAUAUAAUUUCUGAUGAUGAUUUGAGAGAGCAGAUUGGAGAUGCGACUGUCAAGUUAAUUGUUCCUGCUUAUACAAAGUUCUUGAACAAGUAUGCAAGUGUUUUGGAAUUGGAAUACGUUGAUGAAUCAUGCGUUAGUCCUGAGAUUAUAAAGCGGUUGUUGGGACAAAUUUUUUUCUACGGUGGUGAUUGGAUUAGUCAUGGGAAGUUUAAGCGUAGGGAUUCAAAGGAUCGAACAUCUGGAGCGAGCUCGGUGUCUGCUGGUUAAUUAUUUGGAAUUUCUUCUACCAUGAUCUCUGGCCAUAAUGUAUUGUAAACGACUGAAAUUACUUAUAAACGACAAGUUUUUAUUUAAAUAUGAAUUCAAAACAGCUUGUGUGGAAAA
Jatropha curcas is the source of this 2494-nucleotide messenger RNA. RefSeq names its product exocyst complex component EXO70I. The record is from RefSeq and is a predicted model, not a curated record. Gene Ontology annotation, molecular function: phosphatidylinositol-4,5-bisphosphate binding. Lineage: Eukaryota; Viridiplantae; Streptophyta; Magnoliopsida; Malpighiales; Euphorbiaceae. Gene Ontology annotation, biological process: exocytosis. Gene Ontology annotation, cellular component: exocyst.